AUGAGGAAUUCACUGGUUGCUAUCGGUUUGAGUCAAUAUGGGAUAAGUGUGUUGAAUGUGAGGAAAAAAAUAAAAGUGAAAUCUAAAAAGAAAAGAGAUUUUUGCAGAGUUUAUUCAUGUUUUAUUAUGUAAAAGUGUAUAUAAAUGAAUUUCACAUCAAUAUUUGGUGGUUCGGAGUUGCACAAACACUAUUCGCUAUAUGGAACACGUUGAAUGAUCCGCUCUUCGGAUAUUUGCAAGAAAUCCGCUCGAGCUGGUUUCACAAUCGAUUUUUGGUGAUCAAAACCUUCUCGAUUUUCCUGGCCGCCAGUUUUGUGUUUAUGUGGAUUCCGUGGAAUAAGGAGGGUGAAGAUAGCGAAGGAAUCCAUCUGAUUUUGUCGCUUUUUCUCUUUGACGCCUUUUUCAGGUGAAUUUCAGAGGGUUUGGGUAGUUUUUCACCAAAAAUUUCAAAUUUUCAGCGCGAUCGGAGUUGCCUGGGGUGCAUUAUUUGCUGAAACGACCAAAGGAAACCCCAAAAAUCGAGUAAAAGCUCUGAAAAUCUCGCAAAUCGCUAUACUUUUAUCAGUUUUAGCCAUCCCGUUCAUGGAAUAUUUUAGCGCGAGUUUGAAGAAUUUCGAAAAUUUUCAAAUUGCCGCCUUCGGAUUUGCGUUAAUUUCAGCAAUUUGUCUGUUUUCAGUCAAAGGGAAUUCGGAAAUGGAAAAGGAGGAAUUAUUGAUUGAAAAAAAUGAUGAGGAAGAAGAGGAAAAUGAUGAGAAGAAGGAAUUGUAAGCUUUUGGGAUAGCGAUUUUUGAAAUCACCGUGAAAUUUGGGUCUAGGGGGUGUUUUUUUUGGAAAAAAUACACCGGAAACGCGUCAGCACCUGAAAUGCGUCAGCGAAUAGUUUUGAAGGCCUGGGAUUAUCAAAAUAGUGAUUAACACGGUGAGCACGUUAUUUUGCGCUCAAGAACGACUAGUUUUAGCGAUGCACCAAAAACGCGUCAGCAAAUGGUAUAGGGUUUGCUGACGCAUUUUUGGUGCAACUCCGAAAUGGCUCGUGUUUGGGCUCAAAAUGAUGUACAAGGCUUGUUGUUGAUGGUAGAAUCAUUCAAAAAGCAUAAAAAUUACUCAUUGCACCACAAAUGCGUCAGCAAGGGUUGCUGACGCAUUUCUGGUGCAACUCCGAAAUGGCCCGUGUUUGGGCUCAAAAUGAUCCAUAGAAUUCGCUGAUGAUGAUAGGAGUGAUGAAAAUUCAAGAAAUUUUCAUUGACGUGUUUUCGGUGCUGGCGCAUUUCUGGUGCAUCGUCAAAAUAUGUCAUGUUUGGGCUCAAAAUGAUCCUUAUAGCCUGCCAAAACCGAAUUUUCCAGAAAUCUCCGACAAAUCCUUCAAAAUUCCCUCCAAAUAACCCGCCAAAUCCUGCGCCAACCCCAAUUCUUCGCCAUCGUUUUCACCAAUUUCCUGCAAACCGCUCGAAGUAUUUUGCAUUUGAAUUUCGCCGCAAUCAUCACCGAACUAUUGAUUUCUCAAGACAUUUUGCCAUCCGGAAGUCUGAAAUUAUCGAUUUUCUUCGCAAUUCUCAUAAUUGCACCACAAAUUCUAUUGAUUUUCGCGCUGAAAAAUGAGCGAUUUUUGGCUGAAAUUGGAGCCGUCAGAAUUGUCAAAAUCAGCUUUUUGGUGUCGAUUUCCAGUGGAUUUUUGUGGUAUUUUUCAGCCAAUUCGUAUUUUGUUAUGGCAUUUAUGCUCAUUGAUUGGUGAGUUUUUUUCUAUAAAAAUUUUCAUGGCGAUUUUCAAAAUCAGCGUAAAAUUUGGGUCUAGACAAACGUUUUCUAGAGCUCUGGGGGUAUUUUUUGGAAAAAUGCACCGGAAACGCGCCAGCACUCAAAAUACGCCAGCAAGUGAUUUGAAGGCUUUGCAAAUAUCAAAAUAAUAUUCAGCAUUGUCUCCCUAUUAUUUUGCACCCAAAAACGAGCAGAUUCAGACUUGCACCAAAAAUGCGUCAACAAGGGGUUUAGGGGUUGCUGACGCAUUUCUGGUGCAACUCCGAAAUGGCUCGUGUUUGAGCUCAAAAUGAUCCAUAGAAUUCGCUGAUGAUGAUAGAAGUGUUGAAAAUUCAAGAAAUAUUGAUUGACGUGUUUUUGGUGCUGACGCUUUUCUGGUGCAACUCUAAAAUAGAUCAUGUUUGGGCUCGAAAUGCUCCUUAGAGCUUGCUGAUGAUGAAUUUCCACACCCUGAGCUGAAAUUCCAGAUUUCCAGCCAAAAAAAUCUGAAAAUUUCAGCCUAACCGUACAUUCAAUUGCUCCGCUCUUCAAUAUAAUUCUAUCGGAUUUUGUCGAUGAAGAUGCGAGGAAAAAUCAUCGAAAGUGAGUUUUUCGCCGAAAAAUAGCUGAAAUUCAGCGAUUUUCAGCCAAUUUUGGCUGAAAAUCCCACAUUUUUCACCAAAAAACCCUAAAUUUAAUUUCAGAUCCGGUGUCGCCUCAAUAAUUUUCAGUCUCAACGCAGUUUUCAUCAAACCCGCCCAAUCGUUGGCUCCAAUUUGCGCGGUUCUAAUUCUCAACUCAUUUGGCUAUCAAAAAUAUCUCGAAACGAAAUUGGCUACAGUAGUCCUGAAGAAUGCGGCUGCCCGUAUUCUAUUUUUGACGCCUGUUAUUUUGGGAACCGCCCAAUUUUGGAUUUUACAUUGGUUUUCGGGGAAAAGAGGAAAAUUGGCAAGGAAUUUGGAUGUUUGA
Molecule: messenger RNA, 2703 nt
Organism: Caenorhabditis angaria
Lineage: Eukaryota; Metazoa; Nematoda; Chromadorea; Rhabditida; Rhabditidae
Source: the annotation of a GenBank genome assembly